This is a messenger RNA of Hemiscyllium ocellatum (epaulette shark), 1251 nucleotides long. Its product is annotated as 16 kDa beta-galactoside-binding lectin-like. The transcript is spliced from 4 exons. Gene Ontology annotation, molecular function: carbohydrate binding. The coding region runs from base 60 to 470 and encodes 136 amino acids. Lineage: Eukaryota; Metazoa; Chordata; Chondrichthyes; Orectolobiformes; Hemiscylliidae. The record is from RefSeq and is a predicted model, not a curated record.
GUUGGAGCGAUUGUUUCACAUGGUUAGUUGAAAGCUAGAGUUAACCGUACAAGCCCGAGAUGAUGAAGACUGUCUUGGAAAUGUUUGAUGUUGACAUGAAGAUUGGUGACACUGUCAAAUUUAAAGUCUUUACUGACCCAGAGGCAGACAGGUUUGCAAUCAGCCUGGGAAAAGAUGACUCUACAUUGGCAUUACACUUUAACCCAAGGUUUGAUGAUGAUCAGGAUGGUAAAGUGAUUGUCUGCAACAGUAAAGAAGAUGGUGUGUGGUGCACUGAGCAGAGAGAUGAAACCUUUGUAUUUGAGAAGGGAGAGUGCUUUAAGUUUUCCAUUAUGUUCCUUGGAGUGAAGUUUGAGAUUAAGUUGCCUGACUAUGUUCUGGAGUUCCCUAAUCGCUCAUCUAUGGACACCAUGACAUACCUCCAAGUGCAAGGGGAUGUUCGAGUGAAGUCCCUGAAGUUUGACUAUUGAUAUUUGCCUUGCAGAACUAAGACAUGGUUAUGGGGGAGGUGACUUUCUCAAAGGGGUAACUGCAUUGUCUGAACUAUCAACACUUUUUUUUCCAAGUGUGAACCACCCAUUCUGUUUGGAAGACCAACUCUCAAUGUUGAGCCCCUAUAUCUCUUGCAUAUUCAGUCUGCUUCCUAGUGACCAGUCCAUGCCUUUAAAGAUUACUGACUUGAUUCUCUUGGACUGGAGACCUUUACCUGAGAAAGUUUGGUCAAUUCUCAAAUGAAUUAGUCAGUGACCAUUCUGCUCAAGUAUGUGGCCAAGUUUUUGCAGACUGAUGCACAUUAGCACUUUUUAAAAAUACAUUAUCUUUGAUCAAGGUUACCUUAAUCCAACAAUGGAAAGAUUUAGCCACAGAAUGUAUCCCAUCUCACCCACCAAACCCCCCCUCCCCACUUUUUUGGAGUGAGGCAGGGGGGUUUUUGAUCCGAGCAAUGUCUGUGCCAGUUUCUUGCUGUCAAACUGCUUAUUUUCUUACUGAGGGCAGACUGACCUUGGUGCUUUAGAUCCACAUUCAUGAACAAAUAUGAAUAAGUUUAAUGUGUUAUUGUACCAUGAGGAUUAGUUCAUUGAGCUAUUUCACUGUUCAAGUGGUAAUUUUUAUUAAACUUUUGUAAACUGUUGAAACCUGGCUGUGGGGAUAGGCCACUAAAGGAACUGACUCCAGAUUGAGAAUUCAGAUGUUUGAUCUUGUGAAUAAAGUUGCUCAGAAGUUGAGAUUGUAUGUGAUUAUCACUUUCUU